This is a messenger RNA of Zygosaccharomyces rouxii, 3756 nucleotides long. It is a transcript of the gene FIR1, whose product is annotated as Fir1p. The record is from RefSeq and is a predicted model, not a curated record. Bases 1 to 3756 code for a protein of 1251 amino acids. The transcript has a single exon. Lineage: Eukaryota; Fungi; Ascomycota; Saccharomycetes; Saccharomycetales; Saccharomycetaceae.
AUGGUCGAUGGACAAGAUACGCUGCAGGGAGUUCAUCCCAUCUUAAGGAAUCCCGACUUGCCGAAUCCUACUGCCUCACCGACAUUGAUGAGUCCGAGAUCUCAGGUUAGAUUUUCUGUUCCUGAUACAAGUUUUAUGAAUGAAGCUCAGGUGUCAGUCUCAGAAUCUCCAUCUAAGAUAGUUUUCCCCAAAGGUUCUGAAGAAGAUAGCGUUUAUGAAACUGCGAAUGAAGAGAUCGGCGAUGAAUUUCGUAACCUGGGAAAAGAAGGGCAUUUUAUGGAUAUGCAUUCAAGAGUAAUGAUUGACGUCCCUGAAGAAAUUUGGGAUUUCCACACUAGAAGACUAAUAAAACAUCGCAGGUCGAGAUCAACUGGUGAUCAGUCUAUAUACAAUGGUAACGCUAAUGGUAAUUUGGAAAUGUCAAGAUCGUUACAAUCUAUUAUAGUUGAUACUUUAGAUUCAAUGGGAAAAUUUAAGGAAAAAUAUAGGGCAGAGAAUUCUAAUUCCGAAGAUUCCAGUGGAAUAAGUCAAGUUUCUCCUCUAAAUCUACGGCGGGAAACUAAUUAUGAUCUUUAUCUAACACCUUACUCGCCCUUAAACAAUUACGAUGUGCCCAUACCUUUAGAGAUUUCAUUACCACCGUACCUAUCACCAAAAAACAAGGAAAGAAAAAGAAGUAGCCUGAUCUUUGAUGGUAAACAUUAUAGUCCGUUUAAUAUGGACUCUUUUGAAAGCUCUGCAGAAGAAGAUGUGGAGGACAGAGAUCGAUUAAAUGAAAGUUCCCAUAUGUCAGCAGAUGCUGAAGAAGAAGGUUCCAUAAGUGCAGAUUCAAUACCUUCAGCGGUACAUGACAUAUCAUUUGACGUAAGUUCUUUGCACGAUGUGGAUGAAGAAUUAGGCAUUGAUCAAGAUGCCAAUGUUAAUUUGAAAGUUCAGAGAAAAAAUCUGAAAAGACAAAGUCCUUCGAAGUCAUCUCCACUUACAAGGAAAUCACAUACCAAAUCAGCUUCCAGAAAUUUGAACGAUCAACAAGUACCCGACUUGCCACCCACUCAAGAACCUGAAGUUGCAGAUGAACCCCCAUUAGAUCAAGAAGGUAUUGAAGAAGAGGAGAAAAAUGAGCAAGAAGCGCUAGCGCCGGUGCUCAGUAAAAAAUCAUUGGAUAUUCUUGAGACACCUUCUAAACAAAUUUACAUUCCGGAUUUCGAUUCAGAUCCUACACCUGCAACUUCCACUGCUGGGUCAUUGAAAUUUUUUGAUACUUUAGAUGAUCGUGAAGAAGGUCACGAAGAGGCCUUCACUACAAAUCCCAAUCGUGAAGUGGAUAUCCUCGAUAUGACAUUCAAAUUUCCCCCAUUGCCUCCAAAAGAAGAUGAAAGUCAUGAAGAGAAAGAUACUUCGAAUCCCAAUCGUGAAGCGCAUAACCUCGAUAUGGCAUUCAAAUUUCCUCCAUCUCCUCCAAAAGAAGAUGCAGAUUUCCUAAGGGUGGAUAAUUCACCGGUUGAUCCUCAAUUUGAGUCAAGGAGGAGUAAGUUGAUGCAGCAGAAAGUCUUAACUCCUGGUGGUCGUAGACACAUGCAUAGUCGUAGUAGAAGCAUGCAUAAUGUACAAGAUAUGUUUGCCGCUACUUCAACACCACCUACUGCUGCUCCUGCAGCCAUUACUACUACUACUAAUAAUAAUAAUAAUACUGAAACUCCUAGUGGAUCCCCACUGCGACAAAACUAUGCCGUUCAGGAAGGUGCUGCAUUAUUUGAAAUGGAUAAACAAAAAGAACAAAUUCCUCCUAGAGAAUCGCCAAGAGGGUUUGCAGAGGAUGAGUACGGUCUACCAACCACACCAACACCUUUUGCAAGGUUUAAUGGUGAUUUGCCCGUCACACCUUCCUCCACAGGUAGGAAUAGAAGUGAGUUGGCCAUGACACCAACUCCUUUUUCCAGGCGUAGACGUGGUAAGCCUGUCACUCCGACAUCUUUUGAAGAACAAGUUCAUGAAGUUGAUAUGACACCUGAAUCAGAACCUUAUGUUGAGCAUGAAGAAGAAUCUGAUCCAUCAUCAGUCUAUGAAGAGGUGCAUGCCUUAAAGGAGCAGCCAUCGCAUGAACAGCCAGAGCCAACAAGGAACCAGGAAGACUUUGUCUCUCAAGAUCAAUCAUCCUAUAACAAGACCGAUGAGAGUCUAAAGAUAAUAUCGGAAAAGAACCUAAAUUAUGACCACUUUGAUUUUUCUGAUGAAGUUGAAAGAGAAGUUGCCUUGUCUACACCUGUAAAACAAAAGGAACUAUCACCUCCCCCAGUCAGCCCUGUCAAUCCUAUGACAUCAUUCCAAUCUUUUACUAGACCUGUGAUUCCGCCAGAGAAUGAAUACGAAAAUAUCGUUUCAAUGCCACCUGAGCAUAACAAGAUAAAUUACAAUUUGUUAUCACCCGGGAGAAGCCUUUCAAAUAAUGGCAGUGAAUCUUCUAAAAAUUCUCAAUUUUCAAAAAAUACCAAUCAAAGUAGCAGAACUUCUUAUCCAGCUGAACGUGAAAUGAUCAAUCCUCUGGUUGAAAACUUGAAAAAGUCGGAUGUACCUUACUCCUUUCCAUAUCCUUUCGAUCCUGUGUUGAAUAAUGCGAUGAAACUCCAAAGACACUCAAUGCCUGCCUUUGAUAUAUAUAAUGGUAGUGCUCCUUCUUUCCGCCAACUUAAUGAAGAAAUAUCAUUUCAGGACAAUGAUAGGUAUAAACAAGGUCUGCACCAGCAACAGCCUGAUAUCCCAGCUGAUAAAUCGGCUCAGAGAGUUUAUAGCAGGCCAAAAAGUGUUAUCGGACCAGGAGCCUACGUUGAAGACCAGGUGAGUUCUAAUGUUGGUCCUAGAUCGGAAGUCCCUAGUUGUAAUCAAAGGAAGGGCCAAAUGCACCAUAGAUCUAGGAGCUUAGAACAGUCAACCUAUCCCAGGGCUCUAAACGAUUACCAUGGUGAGUCCUACCAUGAACCAAAAGAUCAUCUUCUGUCACAAAAUACUAUGAGACCUAGGAGUUUUCAUGCGCCACGUAGAUCAAUUCAAUCUUUCAUGGCAGAUGACCUGUAUGGGCCUGAUGACUAUAGGAUGUUCGAGGAUUACCAAAACGUGAAUCAGCACGCCCAAGAGGAUGAUUCUGAGAGGCCAGCAGAUGUAGUCUCGUACCCCCAUAGACUGGCACCCAGUGCUGAUUUUCGUGAUGUAUUGGAGACACUGGAUAACAUGUCCCCAUCUACACAGAGGUCAAAGGAAUUUUCUUCGAGGGAGCCCGACCACUACACUCUUCCUGAGACUCCAGUAAGGUCAAAAAGGAAUGCUGCUACUGAUGAAGGUUACCGUACAGAGUAUGAGGUAAGGGAUGGUAAGCUAGUAGAAGUACUAGUUCUAGAUGAUGAUUCAGAUGAAAGCAUUCAUAACCAAAGUGAAAAAGAUAGCCCAUUAUCUCCAAGUAAAGUUUCACAAUAUAGUUCACCAAACAGGAACCAUGAAGAGCUACUAAAGAUGUGUGAAGAUACUGCAACACAUGCUAAAAAAGUUAUUUUGCAACUGGUUGAUGAUAAAAAAACUAAAAAAGCUGGCGGUAAGAAGAAAAAAUUAUCAAGGCCGCCUCCUCCGGUUACAACUAAAGAAGUAGAGCAAGUUGCGCGGUUAACUCCAAGACAAAACAAUCAUCGUAGGAGUAGCUCUAUAGGCCAAGAACGGUAUUUGAGGAAUCUACAUCGAGCUAUGAAGUCAAAGCCAUAUCCGCAAUAA